AAUACAAUUUAUAAUAGGAAACACAAUUAAUAGCAGAUUGUCUGCCUAACAGUUUUUACUUCAAAACCUAAUAUAUAUAUAUACCAAGUCCAAGUGAAGAGUAGGACUAGGGCUAGGAGGUAAUGAAGAAUGUUCCAAAUCUACCUCAAGAGUUGGUGGAGGAAAUCCUCACGAGACUGCCAUGCAAGUCCUUGAUGCGCUUCAAAUGUGUGUGCAAACACUGGUAUGCUCUUUUUUGCAAUGACACCAAGUUCUUGUCUCGCCAAGUUUCUCAUUUCCUCAAAAACCAAAACUCUGCCGCCACUGACGUGCUCCUCAGGCAUCCCUCCUUAACAAACUCUAGGACUGGCCUGGCAACCCUGCCAUGUAAACUCUUAACCUUGUCUCCCGCAGGAGAAUGGGUCAGAAUUUGUGGUCACUCUAAUGGUAUAUUAUGCUUGUCCAGUGGAGAUAAUUCGCAGGUUCUUUUGUAUAACCCAUCAACCACAGAAUUUAGAUACCUUCCUCACACCCUUGAGCGAUUGGGAUUCUCUGAAGCAGUUGGAAUGGGGUAUGAUUAUUCCAGUAAUGAUUUUAAGGUUAUAAGGAUUCGGUAUGCGGUUAGCGACAUUUGGGCGGAGCAAUAUACUUUAAGUACUGAUUCUUGGACAGUGCUGCCUAAUUCCAAUGCUGAGCUUUUUGGUUUUCGUAGUGAUAGUUUUGCAAUGUGCUUUAAGAGAACUUUCUACUGGUGGGCAACCUACCAAGGAGACUAUGUAAUCGUGGCAUUGAAUAUGGAUGAUGGGGUUUUCCAAAUUGUGCCUAAGCCACCUGGUGUUCUUAUUGGCCAACUUCAUCCUAGAUCUCUAACUGUGUUGUAUGACUCCAUCUCACUGGUUUGCUGUAGCUGUUAUCAUAAUACCCCAUUCAGUAGUAUUGACAUAUGGGUGAUGGGUGGAUUUGGUUCCUGGACCCAGAUGAGGACUAUAAAACAUGUAAGAGGAGUGCUUAGACCAUUGGUUUUCUGGAAGGGGAAUGAGCUUCUUAUGCAGAUGACUCUUGGAAAAAUCAAGUCAUACCGAGUUGAUACAGAGGAAAUUAAGGAUCUGUAUUUAGACAGAAACCCAUAUCUGUAUUUAGACAGAAGCCCAUUUCAAGCUGUAAAUUAUGUGCCAAGUCUAGUUUCAUUGAAGGGAGGGAUUCACCUUGUUUAAUGCAUGCACGCAUAAAUUAUGCAAGGUUGGCCUCUUUAAUAGGAUGUUUGGUUUCACUUUUAAACCUUUUAGAAUCACUUCUAAGUUGUAUCCAAUGUGAAAAUUUGUCAGAUUUCCAAACACACUUUCAUUUAUUUAGAAAUGCUUCUGAGGAUUUGCUUCUAUCUUGAACUCAUUUAAAUUUCUCUAAUUUGUGCUGCUAUAUUCAACUUAUUUUAUUGCACUCUUCUAAUUUAUAAUUUCUUCAGCUACAUCAAGUAAAUUUACCAUGACUUGGCGUUAUGCA
Messenger RNA from Lotus japonicus, 1479 nucleotides. RefSeq names its product F-box/kelch-repeat protein At3g06240-like. The record is from RefSeq and is a predicted model, not a curated record. The transcript has a single exon. NCBI's taxonomy places the organism in Eukaryota, Viridiplantae, Streptophyta, Magnoliopsida, Fabales, Fabaceae. The coding region runs from base 123 to 1193 and encodes 356 amino acids. Gene Ontology annotation, molecular function: protein binding.